AUGCGAAAGAUGGCUUCUCUAGAUAUCAACAAUCAAAUGCCUCGUUGUGAAGACUCUAGUUCAAAAGGCCUUGCAUUUGAUGCCGUUUAUUCGCUAAAGAGGAUUCUAUUGGGCUGUCCAGAACUUCCGUUUGACAUGGUUUCUGGCUCUUCCUUGCCCUUUGAAUGCAAUUUGGAUGUUUUCAACUUUAAGCUGACCAUCCGGACCAAACAUCAGGGGGUCAUUCGGCGAAGAUACAUUCCCGUAAAGCUUCUCUCUGAUCCGGCACACGAAUUGUCAGUACCAGCUUCGCUUUGCGAUCAUGACUUGUGUAUAUAUUUAAAUGGAGAGCCCAGCAAAUGUUACAAUGCAUUUUCUUCUCCCAUCGAGUUCAAAGGAGGAAGAUUGGUGUCUUUGCUGGGAUCGAUCGGACUGGCCAGGAUGAGCCUUAACGAAGUUGAAAAUGCGGAUCCCAUAUGGCCGAUUCUCGUCAACGGCGAGAAGCGGUAUGUCAAGCCCAUCUUACAGCAUGUCAAAAGAUCAAACGUUUAUUGCAAAUAA
This is a messenger RNA of Mitosporidium daphniae, 540 nucleotides long. RefSeq lists its product as uncharacterized. Lineage: Eukaryota; Fungi; Microsporidia. The coding region runs from base 1 to 540 and encodes 179 amino acids. Gene Ontology annotation, cellular component: mitochondrial matrix. The record is from RefSeq and is a predicted model, not a curated record. The transcript has 2 exons.